CCUAUAUAUCCUCAGUCACGUGUUUCUUGUUUCCAUCCUUGAUUGGGAAGCUUCAACCUUCCCCAGCCACCAACUAAAAAAAAAGGUCCCCAUUACCGGCAUCACCAGCAUCACCAGCAUCACCAGCAUCACCAGCAUCACCAGCAUCACCAGCAUCAUCAGCAUCACCGGCAUCACCAGCAUCACCAGAAUCACCAGCCGUCAACCAUCACCAACCUCCAUCUUUAUUAAUCUCCCGUUUGCUGACGCUUUUUUCUCUUUCCCUGCUACCAUCACCACGACUUGGUCCCUCAUAAAGACCACACUCAACCCUUCCUUUAUUUCACUUUAUUCCACUUUAUUCCAGACCUCUUCCAACAAACUAUUCCAAUCCCUUGGCUAAUAUCUCGAUCUGCCUUUACCCGUCAUCAUCCCUUGUUAACCUCGGACACUGCAUGGUCCGGAUUUACACUACCUUGGCUCUCUGCCCUACUCGACUCCAACCGCAACCACCGCCGUCAAGACUACCACUCCUUCCACCAACCAAAUCCUCAUCAUGCAAUUCUCACAGCUCGCCGCCGUGCUGGCAGCAGCAUCGAUAUCUCUGCUAUCAACACCAACUACUGCUCAGACAACCGCAAACUGCAAUCCUCUCCAUACCACCUGCCCACCAGACCCAGCACUAGGCCGAGCAAUCAGCGUUGACUUCAAGCAAGGAGCAGUCGACUCCUUCACAGCCCAAGGCAACCCAACCUACGAAACCGACGGCGUCCACCUCAGCGUCGCCGCCUCCGGCAACGCCCCCCAACUAAACAGCCGCUUCUACAUCAUGUUCGGCAAAGUCACCGUCACCAUGAAAGCCGCCCCCGGCGCCGGCAUCGUCAGCUCCGUCGUCCUCGUCUCCGACACCUUCGACGAGAUCGACUUCGAAUGGCUCGGCGCCACCCCCAACGAAGCCCAAUCCAACUACUUCGGCAAAGGCCAAGUAACCACCUACAACCGCGGCGCCUUCCACCAAACCUCCGAGAACCAACAGCAAUUCCUCACCUACGACAUCGAAUGGACAGCCACCCAGAUCAUCUGGUCCAUCUCCGGCUCCGUCGUCCGCGUCCUCAACGCCGCAGACGCAGACGCAAACCAAUACCCCCAAUCCCCCAUGCAAGUCAAAUUCGGCACCUGGUCCGGCGGCGAUCCUGCCAACGCCCCCGGCACCAUCGCCUGGGCGCGCGGCCCGACGGAUUUCUCAAAGGGGCCCUUCAGCAUGGUCGUCGCCUCCAUCGCGAUCACGGACUACUCCACGGGAACCUCGUACGAGUACAAAGGGAAUGGCGGUAAUAUGGCGGAUAUCGUGUCGAAUGGCGGGAAGAUUGGUGCGAAUAAGGGGGCGACGGCUACGACGAAUGAGGCCCCGGCUGUGACGUCGCUGUCGCCGUCUGUGCCGGCGGGGCAAGGCAGGGGGGAGGGGGAGGCGUCCCAGACGAUUGUGGUGGAGGGGGUGCCGAGCGGGUGGGUCGUGGCCAGUAAUGGCAAGAUUGUGCCGGUGGGCGCGGGUGCUGUGAGUGGACCGAACGUCGUUGGUGUGGCUUGUGGUGUUGUUUUUGCCGUUGCGGCGGCUUGGGUUGGGGAGUGGCUGUGA
Molecule: messenger RNA, 1615 nt
Organism: Pseudogymnoascus destructans
Lineage: Eukaryota; Fungi; Ascomycota; Leotiomycetes; Thelebolales; Thelebolaceae
Exons: 2
Coding region: 536-1615 (359 amino acids)
Biological process (GO): fungal-type cell wall organization; carbohydrate metabolic process
Cellular component (GO): fungal-type cell wall
Molecular function (GO): hydrolase activity, hydrolyzing O-glycosyl compounds; glycosyltransferase activity
Source: RefSeq, a predicted model, not a curated record